Molecule: messenger RNA, 2885 nt
Organism: Eriocheir sinensis (Chinese mitten crab)
Lineage: Eukaryota; Metazoa; Arthropoda; Malacostraca; Decapoda; Varunidae
Product: UDP-glucosyltransferase 2-like
Exons: 5
Coding region: 138-1691 (517 amino acids)
Molecular function (GO): UDP-glycosyltransferase activity
Source: RefSeq, a predicted model, not a curated record
CCACCACCACACACCACCACUCGCGUCGCUGCACUCACCGCGACAGCACCGUAACCUUGGCGGUCCCGACCCUAAAACCUUCACCACCACCACCACCGCCGCCACUCAGCACCGCGCAACACCACAAGCAACACACCAUGCAGGCCUUCAGGUGGUGGUGGUGGGCCCUGGCGGUGGUGGUGGUGGCGCCCUUAGCCGGCCCUGCAGAAGCCUCAAACAUCCUCGUCUUAACCCCCUUCGGCUCGCGGUCAGUUCGUAGUCUAUUCCGCACGCUGACGGAGGCGCUGUCGGCGAGAGGGCACCAGGUCACCCUUGUCACUAGUGGGGAACCGCCGCCCCCGCACCCUAACAUAACCCACCUCCGCGCCCCGCACUCCGCUCUCGACCAAAUGGACUUGUUCGAGGUCCGACGAGACUCCGCGGCCUUCAGGUUGUGGCUCAAGGCUCUCCCGGCGGUGGCUCGGCGUCUGUACGAGGACUCCGCCAUCAUGGAUCUUUGGCACAGGCGGAAGGAGUUCGACGCCAUCAUUAUCAACAGCGCCGCGAACGAGAUGGCUUUCCCCUUCCUCAUAGGCGUGGAGGCCCCGUUCAUUACCCUGGCGCCUGUGGGAACCGAGCCUCUCCAGCUAGCCUACCUCGGGAACAUGGUCUCCCCUGCGGCUCUUCCCUCCGUGGUAGUGCCCUAUGAUGACACGCUAACCCUGUGGGAACGCCUGGUCAACACCCUCGCUACCGCCCUCCUGAGAACUUACUUUAGGAGAUCUGUCGGUCGCCCCCUCGCCGCCGCCCUCCGUGAGACCUUCCCCGACCUCCCCGACCCCUACGAGGAGUACCCGCGCCAGGCCCUCGCGCUCCUCAACAGGCACCACCUCCUGGACGGCGCCGUGCCCCUCCUGCCCAACCAAGUGGAGGUGGGAUGUAUGAACUGCCGCCCCGCCGACCCUCUGCCCCAGGACGUUCAGCAGUGGAUGGAGGGAGCUGGGGAGGCCGGGGUGAUAUACUUCAGCCUGGGGAGCUUCCAGGAGGCGGCCGGCAUGCCUCAACAGUACCGCGACGCCUUGCUGGGGGCAUUCGCGAGGCUCCCCCAGCGCGUGAUUGUCAAGUACUCGGGCCCGCCGCUCCCCCUGCCCCCCAACGUCAAGGUGUUCGAUUGGCUACCCCAGCAAGACGUCCUGGGCCACCGGUCCACGCGCGUGUUCGUGACGCACUGCGGGAAGCACAGCGCGGCGGAGGGCGUGUACCACGGGGUGCCAAUGCUGGGGCUGCCCAUCACCUUCGACCAGCCGCGCACGUGUGCCCGAAUGGCGAGGCGCGGGGAGGCCAAGGUGCUGCAGUGGGAGGCGCUCACCGAGGAGGCGCUCACGGCGGCCAUCACGGAGCUCAUGCAGGACGCCAGGUACAAGGAGCGGGUGCAGGCGGUGUCGGUGCGUCUCAAGGCCCAGCGGGAAACGGGGCUCGAACGCGCGGUCUGGUGGGUCGAGUAUAUCACCCAGCACGGCGACCUUCACCUCAAGUUCUCCGGGAAGGAUCUUAGCCUAGCCCAAUACCUGCUGUUGGACGUCCUGGCGAUCCUGCUGGCUGUACUGCUGACCGUGGGGCUCGUGGUGUUCCUGCUGGGCCGUCUGCUGCUGAGGAAACUGUGGCCCACGCAGUUUUGGCCCUGGGUGGGGAUGAAGACCAAGCUGCAUUGAGGAGUUGGCUUUGGUGUGUGGGGGAGAGGGGUUUAGAAGGAAUGCAAGGGUGUGACGAGGAAUGCUGGGAGUGAAAGAAGGGAUGGAAUGAUGGAAGGAAGGAAGGAAGGAGGGAGGAAAAGGAAAGUAAAAAGAGAAGGAAGAAAAGGAAGGGAAAGGAGGAGAAAGAGAAGGAAAGAAGGGAGGAGAGGGGGAAUGCUAGGACUGAGAGAAGGGAUGGGAUGAUGGAAGGAAGGAAGGAAGGAAAGCAAAUAAAGGAGAAAGGAAGAGAAGGAGAAGGAAAGGAAUGGAAAGGGAAAGAAAGGGAAGGAAGUGAAAGGAAUGGAGGAGGAAGAGAAAGGGAAAGAAAGGAAAUGAGAGAAGGAAAGAAAGGGAAGGGGGGAAGGAAAAGAAGGGAAGGAAAGGAAUGGAAAGGGAAAGAAAGGGAAGGAAAGAAAAGGAAUGGAGGAGAAAGAGAAAGAAAGGAAGAAAAAGAAAGGGAAAGAGAAACGAAUAGAAAGGAAAUGAGAGAAGGAAAGAAAGGGAAGGGAGGAAGGAAAGAAGGAAGAAAGGAAGGAAGAAAGGAAGGAAGGAAGGAAGGGGAGAGAGAAGGGAAGGAAAGCAAAAUUAAAGAAAAAAAAGAAAGAAAAUUACAAGAGAGAAACAAGAAAAGAAGAAAAGAAGAAAAAAAGCGAUUCUGAAAACAAUGAAGAGAGAAAGAAUUUGAUACUUUGAAAAUUGUUAUCAUGAUUGUUGUUGUUAUUGUUGUUGUUGUUACUGUUGUUGUUGUUGUUGUUGCUCAUGUUAAUACUGGGACUUGGAGGAGGAGGAGGAGGAGGAGGAGGAGGAGGAGGAGGAGGAGAAGAAGAAGAUACAGAUAAUUCACAACAAAAAUACUCUCUCUCUCUCUCUCUCUCUCUCUCUCUCUCUCUCUCUCUCUCUCUCUCUCUCUCUCUCUCUCUCUCUUUAGUUGUAUACAUAUUCAUAAUCUAAGGCAAUACACAUUAACCUCUGCAUGUAUGUAUAUAUGUAUGUAUGUAUGUAUGUAUGUAUGUAUGUGUGUGUGUAUAAAAUUUCGUGUACGGUUUUCUAUUAAGACUGUGUACAUAUAUAUAAACCUAAGCUGUGUGUGUGUGUGUGUGUGUGUGUGUGUGUGUGUGUGUGUGUGUGUGUGUGUGUGUGUGUGUGUGUGUGUGUGUGUGUGUGUGUGUGUGU